AUGCAGUCCGCCGUGGACGCCGUCGCCGGCGUGGAGCAGGUGGUGCCCCAGCCGGCCGUGCGCAAGGGCCCCUGGACGGUGGAGGAGGACCACGUCCUCGUCAACUACAUAGCUGCCCACGGCGAGGGCGCCUGGAACAACCUCGCCCGCGCCGCCGGUCUAAACCGCACCGGGAAGAGCUGCCGGCUGCGGUGGCUCAACUACCUGCGCCCGGACGUGCGGCGCGGCAACAUGACGGCGGAGGAGCAGGAGCGCAUCGUCCAGCUGCAGGCCAGAUGGGGCAACAAGUGGUCUAGGAUCGCCAAGCACCUCCCCGGCCGGACGGACAACGAGGUCAAGAACUUCUGGAGAACCAAGAUACAGCAGAAGAAGCACAAGAACAAGGAGCACAGUGCCAUCGAAACCAUCAUCACCGUGGCCGGCGUAUGUAGUGGCAUGGCCUGCAAGGACACUCCGGCGAUCACGGAGGACCAAGGCAGCAGCAACUACUCCGGCCGGACAGGGGUCACGCAGGACUACGGCAUCGUGAGGCAGCAGCAGCCGAACAUAUCGAGCGCGGCGGACUACCUCUCGCUACGAUACGGCACUCGCAGCCACAUGGUUUCAGUACUGCACAACUGGCCGCGCAAAUAG
This is a messenger RNA of Setaria italica (foxtail millet), 633 nucleotides long. Its product is annotated as transcription factor MYB24. Gene Ontology annotation, molecular function: sequence-specific DNA binding; DNA-binding transcription factor activity. Gene Ontology annotation, biological process: regulation of DNA-templated transcription. The record is from RefSeq and is a predicted model, not a curated record. Gene Ontology annotation, cellular component: nucleus. Bases 1 to 633 code for a protein of 210 amino acids. Lineage: Eukaryota; Viridiplantae; Streptophyta; Magnoliopsida; Poales; Poaceae. The transcript is spliced from 3 exons.